CGUUAUAGUUAACCAUGGAUUAGUGUGUACUCAAAGUGAAGGUGUGAGAUAGAGGGGAUAUAAUAGUGAAAUAUAGAAAUUUGGGAUUCAAUUGGGAGUUAUUUUCAUUUUAAUCACCUCCUGGGUUGAGAUUUGAAGGAGAUCCAAAUCCAAAUGCAUUGAAUGCAGAUCACCUGAAUUUCCGCCAGAUCUCCCUCUUCCGCGCUCUUAAAGAACAGAACAAAUCACUCCGCACCACCGUCAGGGUUAGGGUUAGGGUUGGGUUCUAAGUUUUAGCCACCAGAAACAAUGGCGGUCUCCGACGGUGUUGUCAGGAAAAUUGUCCUCUCCUACACCUACGUCGCCAUAUGGAUCUUCCUCAGCUUCACCGUCAUCGUCUACAACAAGUACAUUCUGGAUCGGAAGAUGUACAACUGGCCGUUUCCGAUCUCGCUCACCAUGAUCCACAUGGCCUUCUGCUCCUCCCUCGCCUACCUUCUCGUUCGCGUCUUCAAGCUCGUGGAACCGGUUUCGAUGUCUCGGGAUCUGUACUUCAAAUCCGUUGUCCCAAUCGGUGCACUCUAUUCACUUUCCCUCUGGUUUUCCAAUUCCGCGUAUAUAUACCUAUCUGUUUCGUUCAUUCAGAUGCUCAAGGCGCUUAUGCCUGUCGCGGUGUAUUCCAUUGGGGUCAUGUUCAAGAAAGAGGUCUUCAAGAACGAGACCAUGGCCAACAUGGUUUCUAUUUCGCUUGGGGUCGCAAUUGCUGCUUACGGGGAAGCCAAAUUCGAUUCCUGGGGUGUCACGCUGCAGCUUCUGGCAGUUGCGUUUGAGGCCACUAGGUUGGUUCUGAUUCAGAUUUUGCUUAAUUCCAAGGGAAUUUCGUUGAACCCUAUUACCUCGCUUUACUAUAUUGCUCCCUGUUGUUUGGUGUUCUUGUCCGUGCCGUGGAUUAUCAUGGAGUACCCUUCGUUGAGGGACAACUCCAGCCUGCAUUUGGAUUUCGGGAUUUUCGGGACCAAUUCUGCUUGCGCUUUUGCGUUGAACCUUGCUGUUUUCUUGCUGGUGGGAAAGACCUCGGCUUUGACUAUGAAUGUUGCUGGGGUGGUCAAGGAUUGGCUCUUGAUUGCGUUCUCUUGGUCUGUGAUAAAGGACACUGUGACCCCACUUAACUUGUUGGGUUACGGGUUGGCGUUUUUGGGGGUUGCGUACUAUAAUCACUGCAAGUUGCAGGCCCUGAAGGCUUCUGAAGCGCAGAAGAAGGCUCAGCAGGCUGAUGAAGAGGCUGGGAGGUUGUUGGAACAGAAGGAUGGGGAUGGGACUGGAAGGAAGAACGACAACCAGAACUGAUUCAACUGAUGGUCUCAUUUUUGGUCACUCUUCUAUAAAGUUGGAUGAGGCAGGUUUUGUUUAUGGCUUUGUUCUGUAAUGUACUGCUAUUAGGUAAUUAUUGUCAUCAUCGAGUCAUUAUUAUUAUAAUUAUUGUUAUUGUUAUUACCGUUAUCAUUAUUAUAUCAUUGUGUUACUUCUGCCAGUUUAAUUAUCAUAUGCUUCUUUCGUCGCUGUA
Vigna unguiculata (cowpea) is the source of this 1543-nucleotide messenger RNA. RefSeq names its product putative sugar phosphate/phosphate translocator At4g32390 pseudogene. The record is from RefSeq and is a predicted model, not a curated record. Lineage: Eukaryota; Viridiplantae; Streptophyta; Magnoliopsida; Fabales; Fabaceae.